Molecule: messenger RNA, 1466 nt
Organism: Limanda limanda (common dab)
Lineage: Eukaryota; Metazoa; Chordata; Actinopteri; Pleuronectiformes; Pleuronectidae
Gene: nelfe
Product: negative elongation factor complex member E
Exons: 12
Coding region: 55-1233 (392 amino acids)
Biological process (GO): negative regulation of transcription elongation by RNA polymerase II
Cellular component (GO): NELF complex
Molecular function (GO): RNA binding
Source: RefSeq, a predicted model, not a curated record
GUCAUAUUCAAGCGUCGGUGUUGUCGCCGUGCUGCAGCGUUUGCGGUUCGCAUCAUGGUGGUUUUUCCGAGUUCACUGACGGAGGAAGAAGAGGCCCUGCAAAAGAAAUAUGCAAAACUGAAGAAGAAGAAAAAGGCGCUGCUCGCCUUGAAGAAGCAAAGUUCCACCAACCAGACAAACCAGGGUGGCUUGAAACGAACAUUGUCAGACCAGCCCGUCGUUGAUACUGCGACAGCGACAGAACAAGCAAAGAGGCUCAUCAAGUCAGGAGCCAUCAGCGCCAUCAAAUCAGAGAACAAGAACUCGGGCUUCAAACGCUCUCGAAUGCUGGAGAUUAAACUAAAGGACCCUGAGAAAGGCCAAGUUCCUGCUUUCUUACCAUUCCAGAGGAGUUUCUCUGCGGAUGAAGAGCCACCUGAGGCUGGGAAGAGAUCCCACAGGAAAUCUCUCUACGAGAGCUUUGUCUCUCCAAAAGAGCGAUACCGGGAUGAAGAAGAGGGAGGCGGCAGUUCAGCCAGCCGCGAUGUGGACAGAGACAGAGAUAGAGACAGAGAUAGAGAUAGAGACAGAGAUCGAGACAGAGAGCGAGACCGCGAAAGAGAACUGGACAAAGAGCGAGACAAAGACAAAGAGCGAGACAAAGACAAAGAGAGGGAGAGGGAGAGGGAUAGGGAUAGGGAGAGGGAGAGGGAUAGGGAUAGGGAGAGGGAGAGGGAGAGGGAGAGAGACAGGGAGAGAGACAGAGAUGGAGACAGGGACAGGGACAGAGACAGAGAGGGAGACCGGGACAGAGAAAGAGACAGAAGCAGAGACAGGGAUCGAGAUAGGGAGAGAGAGAGAGAUGGACCAUUUAGACGGUCCGACUCGUACCCAGAGCGGAGAGGAGUGCGGAAGGGGAACACGGUUUAUGUUUACGGCUCUGCACUCGUCGAGGACAGCCUGCGCUCAGCCUUCUCUCAACAAGGAAACAUCAUCGACCUCUCCAUGGACAACCCGCGCAAUUGUGCAUUUAUCACAUUUGAGAAGAUGGAGUCUGCAGACCAGGCUGUAGCAGAGUUGAACGGAAGCACGGUUGGAGACGUUCACAUCAAAGUCAGCAUCGCCAGGAAGCAGCCCAUGCUGGACGCUGCCACCGGCAAAUCCGUGUGGGCUUCGCUGGCUGUGCAGAACAGCACAAAGGGCUCCUACAGGGACAAGAGGAACCAAGUCGUGUACAGUGAGGAUUUCCUCUGAUGAAGAAGAGAAAAGAUUUGUUUUUGUAUUUUGGCAAGUUUCUUUUAACAAACUGUUUCUGAGUUGUUUAUGGUGCUAGUUGUCGGGAAAAUACAAAUCGCCUGUAGCCUGUUGGAGAAUAAAAGUGUAUUUCACAUGAUUUGUAUGUAAUGCGGUUUGUGACAGCUUUGGUCUUAAAACCCAAGAUAUUGAUAUGGAGCAAAAUAAAUAGUAUCCAUACACCGAUACCGAAA